Toxorhynchites rutilus septentrionalis is the source of this 3442-nucleotide messenger RNA. RefSeq names its product transient receptor potential cation channel protein painless-like. Lineage: Eukaryota; Metazoa; Arthropoda; Insecta; Diptera; Culicidae. Gene Ontology annotation, biological process: monoatomic ion transport; transmembrane transport. The record is from RefSeq and is a predicted model, not a curated record. The transcript is spliced from 6 exons. Gene Ontology annotation, cellular component: membrane. Bases 318 to 3083 code for a protein of 921 amino acids. Gene Ontology annotation, molecular function: protein binding; monoatomic ion channel activity.
GUUGGGUAUUUUCAUUCAUUCAUUCGCAGCUUAGUUGAUCGCAGAUACACAUCACUGAUCCAUGCAGCAGUAUGUUAUAUUCGAGUAUACAGUGUGUAAUUCGUAUUCUUUCAAAGUCAUUGGUAGGUUUAUAUUAAUCAGAACGUAUCAGAACUGUUUACAACACCAACGAACAGUUUCAACAAUAUUUAACAAAUUAGCUGUGAAUGGAAAAUGUGAAUACCAUACAGCGUGUUCGCAUGAAUGUCGUGUAACAGUGAGCUACCUGUUUUGAAAAGUAUCAUCGAAACCGGUUUAACUUUAGGAAGUGAAUCACAAUGAAUAAUGCAAACAAUAUGCAACUUCUUUGCGCUGCUGAUCCACAGCGAGGUCUAGCAGCCGCUUUAGCUGGGAGAAACCUUGAACAGUUUCAGUUUGCUUUGAGCUGUGGUGCCGAUCCGAAUGUACGUGAUGAGUCAAGUGGGUUCACUGUGUUCGAACAUGCCUGCCAAACUGCUGGUACAGAUAAAUUCAUAUUAGAAUGUAUAAAGUAUGGCGCUGAUGUGCAACUGCCGAACACCAAUGGAAAAUAUCCUAUUCAUCUCGUUGCAUUCUCACAAGAUCCAGCAAACGUUCAAGCAUUGUUGGAAAAUUCGGAAGUAGAUAUUGAUGUUCUUUAUCAAGGUCAAACACCGUUACAUAUACUUUUCGAGAGUAUAAAUGAAGAAAACUGGAACAACGUUUUUAAUUGCAUAACGUUGAUCAUAGAGAAAGGUGCAGACAUAAAUAUUCCUAACGAUGAAAACAGAACAUCAAUCGGUGUUUUCGUAAAGAAUUCGAAACAUUGGCAAAAAAAAUCACAAUUCUGGAGGAGAGAUAUCCUUUUAUAUUGCUUGGAACACACAGUCGUCGAUGUUGAUUCAUUUAGGAAAGGGGAAUUAAGGAAUAAACUCACAGAGUACUUUCCAGACAUUCAAAUUCCAGUUUAUACAAUGGAUACAAAUUUGAACGUUCUUUUAUCGUUGUUAAAAAGCAGAAACGACGCAAAGUUCGAUUUUUCCCUAAAACAAUAUAGGGAGAAAAUAAGGGAUGAUGCGGCAUGGAAUAAUGAUCUGAAAAUAUUAUUGGAAGCUGCGGUGCACUCAGGAAAAUUAUCUUUGGUAAAAAAGUUGACAAAAGACGAUGAUGUGUUUGGGUCUGAUUCAAAUUUACCCAAUCUAUUAUCAUUAUGUUGCCACUAUGGUUAUCACGAUAUUUUAUCAUUCUUGCUAUCAAAGACUGGAAAUACUAAAUCAGAUAUUCAGCUAAUCAAUUCGAUUUCUCUGCUUUCAUUGGUUAUUAAAGAGAUCAAUGUUCUCAAAGACAUUAGUAAGUGUCCGUUUUUCAAAUGUCUCAAGAUAUUGCUCGAUGAUGGUCGAAUAUAUAUUGAUAAAACAGACGAAAAAGGAUGUUCAGCGCUGCAUUAUGCUGUGAAGUACAAAGUUGAUUCAGCAGUGGAUAUUUUGCUAGAAAAUUCAGCCUACAUAGGAACAUCAAACAUGUUCAAAGAAUUACCGAUUUGUGAAAUGAACUCUGAUGUUUUGGAACAAUACCUAGAUUCAUGUAUUACAACGAAUGAAAAACGACCAGGCGAUGAUGAUUAUGAGAUUAAAAUCGAUUUUUCUUGUUUAGUUCCUCCUAUCUAUAAGAAGAACUUUUCUGCGGAUACGAUUAAUAAUACGAAUACGAUGAGUAUUAAUGAUGAGAUGUUACCAAUAGUUUAUAUGGCAAACUCAACUGAUUUGAAACAUCUACUAAAACAUCCUGUGAUAUCCAGUUUUGUGCUGAUAAAAUGGUUGCGACUCAGCAUUUAUUUUUAUGUAAAUUUAGUAAUUUGCACAAUAUUUUUUUUAUCCUUUACGGGUUAUGUAGUUGGAUGUUACGGUCAGGAAAAUGUUGCUCGUUGGUUGAAAGAAUUGUUACGAAUGAUUUCCUUGUUAGGCACUACCUAUAUGGCAUUAAGAGAGAUAGGACAAAUGAUUCUUCAUGUGAAAAUGUAUUUUUUUUCUAUUGAAAAUUGGAUGGAAAUCACAUUAAUUAUAGCUAGCUAUACUGUCCUCCUGAAAGAAUUUCAGAAUGAGUUCCGGCAAAUGAUAACUGCGGUAGUUAUCCUUCUCUCGGCGAUUGAAUUUACGUUGUUAGUUGGAACGUUACCUGUACUCUCGAUAUCUACGCACAUGGUGAUGUUGAAGACAGUGUCAAAGAAUUUUCUCAAAAGUUUGGUACUUUACUCUAUCAUUCUUAUUUCAUUCGCGUUUUGUUUUUAUACGUUAUUUAAUGUAAACAACGUAAUUAUCAAAGAUAAAACUACCUCAACGCCGAAAGAAAAUAAAGAAGAGGAGGAAGAUAAAUUUAAUGCAUUUGCCGAUAUAGGUAACGCUUUGCUUAAAACCGUUGUGAUGUUAACAGGCGAAUUUGAAGCUGCAAACAUUAAAUUCCAAACAAAUAGCAUAAGUUAUUUGAUAUUUGUGUUGUAUUUGUUCUUCGUCGCCAUAGUAAUAUUUAACCUGAUGAAUGGAUUGGCUGUUAACGAUACUGCGGCAAUCAAAGCUGAAGCAGAACUGAUUGGAUUAUCUCAAAAGGUAGACGUUAUUUCCAAAUAUGAGAAUGCGGUGAAAUUGUCGAAAACAAACGGUGUUUUAACAAAAAUUGUAUUCUACAUAUUUCCUACAACGUUUCUGCAGCUUUUUCCGGAUUAUAUGCCUUUCUAUAAUGUUAUCGUUGCUCCGAAUCAGUCCAAUAAAAUAUUUAUACCCAGGCCCAAGACGAAUGUGAACACAGGAUCUGUAAUGGACGUAGAAAGUCAUAUUGAAUUAUUGCCCAACGAUGCGUGCUACAAUGAGAAUUUCAAAUUAACUAUCGGCUGUUGCGUUUUGCCUACGUUUUCGAGAAUGGACAACAAAAUAAUGAAAUAUGCUAAAGAAAUAUUACAUUCUAGAAAUAAGAGAAAACACCUUUUGGAAAAAGGCGACUUUAAUGUCAGGUUAUCAAAAAUUGAAAGAGAUAUUGAUCGAAUUUUAGGAUUGUUGAAUAAUAUGAAUACUAUACAAACAUUCGAUGUAUAAUCAGAUCUAAGCUAUAUGUUCUUAUAAUGUUGUUGUGAUAAAGUAGGGUAAUAAUAUUAUCAAAUCUAUCUUCUGAAGCAUAGUAUACUUUUAUUUGAGUCAUGGUUACGGCUGGGUUGGAAAUUGUUGUCAAUUAUGUAUUGGAAGUAUUUGAAGGUUCAGUAAAACUAAUGUUUUUAUUUUGUUCUUAUUUAAUUGUAAUUUGGCAAUACAUAGUUAAGUAAUUCCUGUUUUACUGAUGUUAACAAUACUUUUUUGUUUGUAUGUGAUUCAAUAGUUAAAAUAGAAAGGCUACUUACAGAUUGUCAUUCUUUAUAUUACUUCUAAUAAAUUAAAAUAAUAAACUUUAUAAAUUUAAA